Molecule: messenger RNA, 4133 nt
Organism: Oncorhynchus masou masou (cherry salmon)
Lineage: Eukaryota; Metazoa; Chordata; Actinopteri; Salmoniformes; Salmonidae
Product: WD repeat-containing protein 53-like
Exons: 3
Coding region: 77-1246 (389 amino acids)
Molecular function (GO): protein binding
Source: RefSeq, a predicted model, not a curated record
CAUCAAUGUGCGACUUUACAAGUAGUUUUCGAACAGGGGAAGCUGACAUUCGUGUGAAAGGUAUGCCAAUGUGAUCAUGGCCAGCAGGCAGUGGUGUGAGGGUCACUCCACCCCAGUGCUGUGUGUGGGGGCCUCUGGGGGUCCGGAGGGUCUCCUAGCCUCUGGCUCAGAGGAGGGUGAGGUAACAGUGUGGAACCAGGAGGGAACGGUGUUAGCUCGUCUCCGUCUGCCCAGCGGGGAUGAUGUGACCAGCGCUGUGUUCUCGCCGGCGGCUCCAGGCCUGUUGUAUGUGUCCCACGGAGAGACGGUGAGCGUAUUGGACCCUAGGAGCCUAAAGGGGGCGGUAGAGGAGCUACAGGGUGCGGGAGAGGAGGAGAUCAACUCUCUGGCUCUGAAUGAGACAGGCUCAGCUCUGGCCGUGGCUGAUGACUCAGGGGUGGUGAGGGUGCUAGGGUUGCCGGGGGGUCAAGUAAACAGGACGCUCCGCAGACACACCAACAUCGUCUCAUCUGUGGCUUUCCGCCCUCUCAGGCCCAACAACUUGGUCUCAGCCGGGCUCGACAUGCAGGUGAUGUUGUGGAGCCUACAGAAGACACGCCCUGUCUGGACCCUCAACCUGCAGGAAGUGGCUGAGGAAGAGGAGGCCCAUCAGCACAAAGCUGGUCAGCUCUUCAACCCACCUCUGGCCCACUGCGUCUCUGUAGCGACCUGCGGGAACGUUUUGGCCUGCGCCGCCGAGGACGGACGUGUGCACCUGAUGCGGAUCGGCAGUGGCUCCAAACUGGACCAACGGGGGGCCAUCAAGGCCCACAGCCAGGGAGCCUCACAGGCCCACUUCCUCAGCUUCUUACCCCACCCAUACUGGCUGGCUACUGGGGGCAACGACGGCAUAGUGGCCCUCUGGGACCUCAGUCAGAACCCGGUAGUUACUGUUGAGGAUAAGGGCAAGCCACAGGCAGCGCCAGUCCACCGCAGGAGACCCAAUGCCAGGGCUAAAGCCAAACUCCAGGCCAAGCCCCAGCAGGCAAAAGAUGAGACUAAGAAGGAGAGGGAGGAGGUGGAGGAGGGCAGCAGUGUAGAUCAGUUACCAGGCACAGAGGAGGCCCUGAAGUCAGGACCUAAACUCAGCUUCAGCCAUGGGGACAAGGUGAACUGGGUGUGUCCCACUCUGCUGAGAGGGGAACCCAGCCUGGUGGUGGCUGACCAGAGCCCUAACCUGUCUGUCUACUCUUUGGCCGGUCUAUAGACCUAUCCUGUCUGUCUACUCUCUGGCUGGUCUAUUGACCUAACCUGUCUGUCUACUCUCUGGCUGGUCUAUAGACCUAACCUGUCUGUCUACUCUCUGGCUGGUCUAUUGACCUAACCUGUCUGUCUACUCUCUGGCUGGUCUAUAGACCUAACCUGUCUGUCUACUCUCUGGCUGGUCUAUUGACCUAACCUGUCUGUCUACUCUCUGGCCGGUCUAUAGACCUAACCUGUCUGUCUACUCUCUGGCUGGUCUAUUGACCUAACCUGUCUGUCUACUCUCUGGCUGGUCUAUAGACCUAACCUGUCUGUCUACUCUCUGGCUGGUCUAUUGACCUAACCUGUCUGUCUACUCUCUGGUCGGUCUAUAGACCUAACCUGUCUGUCUACUCUCUGGCUGGUCUAUAGACCUAACCUGUCUGUCUACUCUUUGGCUGUAGCAAUAUACAAACUGCCUUACUUUGUAUUACUUAGUAGUUUAAGGGGCCCUCCUUCCUCUGAGUUUUUCUCACUGAGCGAUAGUAUCAUCAGCCUGUCUGUGUAUUAAGACUGGCAGACAGAACCUUCUUUAACCAGAGGCAUCCACCUAAAGGAGGACUGAACCAUGUCUUUAUCAGCAGGGUUCUCCCCUUCAAAGACUGAAACACUGACCAUCUGAUAGGACUGCACCAUGACAAACCAGGGGGGUGAAGACAGGUCCAUCUGAUAGGACUGCACCAUGACAAACCAGGGGGGUGAAGACAGGUCCAUCUGAUAGGACUGCACCUUGACAAACCAGGGGGGUGAAGACAGGUCCAUCUUAUAGGACUGCACCAUGACAAACCAGGGGGGUGAAGACAGGUCCAUCUGAUAGGACUGCACCACGACAAAACAGGGGAGUGAAGACGGACGCAGAUGUUUGAUCAGCUCAACAAUGCAAACACACCCAGCUGACCCCACGCUUGGCGAUAUGUACAAACCAGAUGUGCCACUGCAAAGGAUAUGAUUCCAUUUAAACAAUCUCACUCCACCAGUCUUGUUGCUGGGUAAACUCUAUGGGUUGGUGUGAUAGGAUGUCUGUCAUCAGUUUAACUCCAAUGGAGCUUUAUUACAAAUGUGCUGAGUGGAGUUUUCUUUCCUGAAUAUAUAUAUAUAUAUAUAUGUGUGUGUGUGUGUGUGUACACUGUAUAUAUAUACAGCAGUAUGUGGACAACCCUUCACAUUAGUGGAUUCGGCUAUUUCAGCCACACCCGUUGCUGAAAGAUGUAUACAAUUCGAGCACACGGCCAUGCAAUCUCCAUAGACAAACAUUGGCAGUAGACUGGCCCUUACUGAAGAGCUCAGUGACUUUCAACGUGGCAUCGUCAAAGGAUGUCACCUUUCCAACAAGUCAGUUAGUUAAAUUUCUGCCCUGCUAAAGAUGCCAUGGCCGAGCACACAUGAUCAACCACGCGCAAUGCCAAGCGUCGGCUGGAGUGGUUUAAAGCUCGCCGCCAUUGGACUCUGGAGCAGUGGAAACGUGUUCUCUGGAGUGAUGAAUCACGUUUCACCAUCUGGCAGUCCGACGGCCGAAUCUGGGUUUGGAGGUUGCACGGUAGAACGCUACCUGCCCAUAAUGAAUAGUGUCAAGUGUAAAGUUUGGUGGAGGAGGAAUAAUGGUCUGGGGCUGUUUUUCAUGGUUCGGGAUAGACCCUUUAGUUCCAGUGAAGGGAAAUCUUAACGAUACAACAUACAAUGACAUUCUAGACGAUUCUGUGCUUCCAACUCUGUGGCAACAGUUUGGGGAAGGCCCUUUCCUGUUUCAGCAUGACAAUGCCCCCGUGCACAAAGAGAGGUCCAUACAGAAAUGGUCGAGAUCGGUGUGGAAGAACGUGACACCAACAACCACAUACCACCGAACACCUUUGGGAUGAUUUGGAACGUUGACUGUGAGCCAGGCCUAAACGCCCAGCAUCAGUGCCCGACCUCACUAAUGCUCUUGUGGCCGAAUGGAACCAAGUCCCUGCUGUAAUGUUACAACAUCUAGUGGAAAACCUUCCCAGGAGAGUGGAGGCUGUUAUAGCAGCAAAGAGGGGACCGACUCCAUAUUGAUGCCAAUGAUUUUGGAAUGAGAUGUUCGACAAGCAGGUGUCCAUACUUUGUCAUGUACUGUACAUACAAACCAUUAAGAACACCUGCACUUUCCAUGACACAGACUGACAGCUAUGAUCCCUUAUUGAUGUCACCUGUUAAAUCAACCAGUGUAGAUGAAGAGGAGGAGACCAUUUGAAUGGGCAAGCCAAAAUAUUUAAGUGCCUUUGAACGGGGUAUGGUCAUAUGUGCCAGGCGCACCGGUUAGUGUCAAGAGUUACAACACUGCAGGGUUUUUCAAACAACAGUUUCCUGUGUGUGUCAAGAAUGGUCCACCAGCCAAAGGACAUCCAGACAACUUGACACAACUGUGGGAAGCAUUGGAGUCCUCAUGGUGGCCAAGCAACCUUAUGAAACACUUUCAACACCUUGUAGAGUCCACCCCCAACCAACUGAGGCUGUUCUGAGUGCAGAGGGAAGUUAUUAGGAAAGUGUUUGGUUUCCUCAAUGCACUGGGGAUUUUUAAGGUGAUUUCUGAUUGAGCUGACAUAUGUAACGUUUACCUGUGAAUGGGAUAUCAGUAAUUGCCGGAACAUACCCAUUAAAAAAGAGCCACAAUGCCCAUUAAAAAAGAGCCACAUGACCUACAAUGCCCAUGACCUACAAUCAGAUUGAAUCUCAGUGUAUUUUUCAUACAAUCAAGUCAAUAUCAGUCAAGAUGUCAGCAGCUAGGUAAGGAUGUAUGAGUGAGUCAUAACAGGUCCAAAAUAUAAAAAAAUAAACUGUGGAGUGAUUUUUUUUUCCCCAAUAAAAAUAAAAAAGUUUUGCAGUGUGUAUGA